Molecule: messenger RNA, 1583 nt
Organism: Diospyros lotus (date-plum)
Lineage: Eukaryota; Viridiplantae; Streptophyta; Magnoliopsida; Ericales; Ebenaceae
Exons: 9
Coding region: 184-1326 (380 amino acids)
Biological process (GO): CAAX-box protein processing
Cellular component (GO): membrane
Molecular function (GO): metalloendopeptidase activity
Source: RefSeq, a predicted model, not a curated record
CCGAUCCAUCCCAUCUGGCUGUUGACUUCCCUCGCCUCCGCAAACUACAAAACACCGUCGGACGGGCGGACCACAUUCAUUCGGUUCAUUGUCGAGCCAUGCUCGUCGAAAACGAGGCGGUGGGUAUCAAUUCGAAUGGAUCAGCCAAGUAACGGAUUCUCUCUAACCCGGUGAAUUCGAAACAUGGAGUUGGCGCUGGUUUCUCGGGCGCCGAAUCCGCCGGCGGCGUCGUUUUCUUCGGCCAGAGUGGGUGCCUGUGAGUUGCCGUGGAUUGUGAAGACGCCGGCGGCGGGGGCGAGGCAGAGGAAGAGGUUGGUUGGGGGCGGAGGAGAGAGGGUUCCGGUGAGGGCCUCGGCGGAGAGGAGCCGCGAAAGGGUGGACGGUAGGGGAGAGAGCAAAGGCGGAGGAGGAGGAGGAGGGUACACGAGCUCGGCCAUGGAGGCGACCACAUUUAAUCGGAGCUUCGAAGCGGAGUUCCCUGUUUGGGAGAAGAUUGGGGCCGUUGUAAGGCUCAGUUAUGGAAUUGGCAUAUAUGGUGCCAUGGCUUUAGCAGGGAGAUUCAUAUGUUCGAUGACAGGAAUUGAUUCCAUGGGAGGCUUCUAUCCAUCAUUGGAUGCAAUUGUUGAAGGACUAGGAUAUGCAACUCCUCCAAUUAUGGCUCUACUUUUUAUUCUAGAUGAUGAAGUUGUAAAGGUAUCACCUCAUGCUCGUGCGAUCAGAGAUGUAGAGGAUGAGGAGCUAUGGAGCUUUUUCUAUGGAAUGUCACCCUGGCAGUUCAUACUUAUUGUUGCUGCAAGCUCUGUUGGCGAGGAGCUGUUUUACCGGGCAGCUGUUCAGGGAGCAUUGGCUGAAAUAUUCCUGAAAAGCACAGAUUUGGUGACCGAUGCUCAUGGAAUGGCGUCCUUGACGGGAGUUCUACCCCCAUUUGUUCCAUUUGCCCAGGCAUUUGCAGCUGUGAUUACAGCUGCUCUUACCGGUUCUCUUUAUUAUGUGGCUGCAUCUCCAAAAGAUCCUACAUAUGUUGUUGCACCUGUUUUACGAUCUCGCUCUGGUCGUGAGGAUCUGAAAAAGCUCUUUGCAGCUUGGAACGAGAGGCGGCAAAUGAAAAAGAUCUACUCUCCCCUCCUGGAAGGACUUCUGGCACUUUAUCUCGGGUUCGAAUGGAUCGAGACAAACAACAUUCUUGCGCCCAUCAUAACGCACGGCAUAUACUCUGCCGUCAUAUUGGGCCACGGACUUCUGAAGAUUCACGAUCACAGAAGAAAACUGCGCCAGAGAAUCCAGCAACUCGAACGAGAAGGGAGAAGAAACUCUGAUAAAUUUUGAAGGAGCUGUGUAGAGUAAUGAAAAAUAUAUGAGUUUGUAGUAGCAGCGGGGUAUGUGUGCAUUAUAUAUAUAUGUCAGAGUCUGAUAAUUCAUCAUGUAAUGCAUAUCUUGUACAUGGAUAAUAUAAAUCUCGAACAAGAGUUACCAAUUGUAUAGGCCUAACUUACCAUUUUUCCUGCAACCCUUGCUAGGAAAUCGAAUAAUCCACAUAAUAAGAGUUUUAGAUAAUAGUAAUGUUGAUUUUAUGUGAUUCAAAA